This is a messenger RNA of Arachis duranensis, 593 nucleotides long. Its product is annotated as type IV inositol polyphosphate 5-phosphatase 9-like. The transcript has 2 exons. NCBI's taxonomy places the organism in Eukaryota, Viridiplantae, Streptophyta, Magnoliopsida, Fabales, Fabaceae. The coding region runs from base 3 to 284 and encodes 93 amino acids. Gene Ontology annotation, molecular function: phosphatidylinositol-4,5-bisphosphate 5-phosphatase activity; phosphatidylinositol-3,4,5-trisphosphate 5-phosphatase activity; inositol-polyphosphate 5-phosphatase activity. Gene Ontology annotation, biological process: phosphatidylinositol dephosphorylation. The record is from RefSeq and is a predicted model, not a curated record.
AGAUGGAGCUCAGGGAGCGUCAUGUAUUCCAAGGUUGGCAUGAAGGAGCUAUAGAGUUUCCACCUACCUACAAGUACCACCCUAAUUCUGAAGAUUACAUUGGGUGUGGACAGAAACAAUUGACCAAAAAGAAGCGUGCUCCAGCAUGGUGUGAUCGAAUACUAUGGUUUGGAGAGGGAAUGAAGCAAAGUAAAUACAGCAGGAGUGAAUCAAAACUCUCUGAUCAUAGGCCUGUUAAGGCAUUGUUCAAAGUUGAGAUCAAGGUGGCCGAAAACUCUACUUGAUUCAAAGAUUUACAAGGGCAAUUUCGUCCAAGAGAUUUUGACGUCUCAUUGUUUACCAUUCUUGAAUUAGGUUUUUAGAAUUCUAGGAAGGUAUUCAUGUGAAGGCUCAAUUCUUUGUGAGACGUAUUUAAUUUGCCAAUAAAAAAAUGUUUUUCUUUUCUUAGAGAAAUUUGUACAAGUAGAUGUCAGAAUUAUUGACAAAAUACAUGAGUAGUUGAUGAGUCAUGAAUGUGAUAGUGUUGCAUAAACACUAAUGAAAGAAAAUGCCAAUUGUCAAACUUGUAUUUCAUAACAUCUUUGAAUUUCUAA